UUAUGAAUUACACUUCAGAUCUGAGACGUGCUGAAGUAGACAGAGCUUUCAAAAAAGCAUUCAAAGUUUGGUCUGAUGUGACACCACUCAACUUCACCAGAAUACGAAGUGGUAUAGCUGAUAUAAUGAUCUCCUUUGGCACUAAAGAACAUGGUGACUUUUACCCCUUUGAUGGUCCCUCUGGAUUACUGGCACAUGCUUUUCCCCCUGGUCCAGACUAUGGAGGAGAUGCCCAUUUUGAUGAUGAUGAAGCCUGGUCAGAUGAUUCUAGAGGGUACAACUUGUUUCUUGUUGCUGCCCAUGAAUUUGGUCAUUCUCUGGGACUUGAACACUCUAGAGACCCUGGAGCUCUGAUGUUUCCAAUUUACACAUACACUGGAAAAAGUGGGUUUGUGCUUCCUGAUGAUGAUGUGCAAGGGAUCCAAGAGCUCUAUGGUGCUGGAGACAAAGAUCCCAACCCAAAACAUCCCAAAACACCAGAGAAAUGUGAUGCAGAAUUGUCACUUGAUGCAAUAACAGAACUUCGUGGAGAAAUGCUGGUCUUCAAGGACAGGUUUUUCUGGCGACUGCACCCUCAGAUGGUUGAGGCAGAACUGGUGUUACUUAAGUCCUUUUGGCCAGAGCUUCCAAAUAAAAUAGAUGCAGCUUAUGAAAAUCCCAUCAAAGAUCUUGUGUUCAUGUUUAAGGGAAAGAAAGUCUGGGCUUUGAAUGGCUACGACAUAGUUGAAGGUUUUCCUAAAAAAAUAUAUGAAAUGGGGUUCCCAAAAGAAAUGAAAAGAAUAGAUGCAGCUGUCCAUAUUACAGACACUGGCAAGACUCUCUUUUUCACUGGAAAUAAGUACUGGAGUUACGAUGAAGAGGCAGAAGUUAUGGAAGCAGACUACCCCAGAUUGAUAGAGGAAGACUUCACAGGAAUUGGUGAUAAAGUGGAUGCAGUCUAUCAAAGAAAUGGUUAUCUCUACUUCUUCAAUGGACCACUGCAGUUUGAAUACAGCAUCUGGAGCAAAAGAAUUGUCCGUGUCCUGCACACUAGCUCCAUAUUUUGGUGCUAAUUACAGCUAAUGCCAUGUCAUAAGCUGCAGAGCAGCUUCUAGUACAUGGAAAUAAUAAUAUGGGCAUAUAGAUUCAUUAGAGAACAGCAAGGUUCUGUGAACAAGCACUGGCUACCUACCACCAAGUGUAUACUGUAUAUAUGAAACUAUAUAGCUGUAUGUCAGUCUGGGACUGAAUUAACUUAAUAAGAAAGAAGAAAAGAAAUUAUUAGCAUUUCAAGGGGCAUUACACCAUUUAAAGUUUGUAUAGUAUUGAAGAGAGAUGCUGGAUACAUCCUACAUGAUCAUGAGCACUAUGAAUUCCCAGUAAUCUGG
Messenger RNA from Mesitornis unicolor (brown roatelo), 1367 nucleotides. It is a transcript of the gene MMP13, whose product is annotated as matrix metallopeptidase 13 (collagenase 3). Gene Ontology annotation, molecular function: zinc ion binding; metalloendopeptidase activity. The record is from RefSeq and is a predicted model, not a curated record. The transcript is spliced from 8 exons. NCBI's taxonomy places the organism in Eukaryota, Metazoa, Chordata, Aves, Mesitornithiformes, Mesitornithidae. Bases 3 to 1052 code for a protein of 349 amino acids. Gene Ontology annotation, biological process: proteolysis; collagen catabolic process; extracellular matrix organization. Gene Ontology annotation, cellular component: extracellular matrix.